GUUGCCAUAGUAACGAGCCCUACAAGGGAGGGGUUAGUAUGUGGGCCUGUACUAAGGGAGGAGUCCGGGGGGGUGCUGGCUCCGCCUCCGGCGGUAUAGGUGGCAGCAGCAGGUGCCCGGCGGCGCUAUAGUAUCAGCAGCAAUGCCGCUAGCUUCCAAACCGGUGUCUGCCGUAGGCAGCGUCCCGCUCCAUACAGCCGCCCUGCGGGCCUACCUGCAGCUCCUGCACAGCCGGCCCGUACUCACCAAGGCGCUGACCAGUGGAAUACUGUCGGCGUUGGCAAACCUUCUGUCACAGUACAUAGAGAGGAGGCGCAGAUCUCAAUCUUCAGUGAAAAACGUCAACCUGGUUGCACCUCUACGUUUUGCUGCAUAUGGACUCUUCUUCACAGGACCACUGUCUCACUACUUCUACCUGUUCCUGGAACAAUCGAUCCCUUCCUCUGUGCCACUAGCUGGACUCCGUCGCCUUCUGCUUGACCGAUUAAUCGUUGCCCCAGCUUUCCUGCUCCUCUUUUUCAUUGUGAUGAAUUUUUUAGAAGGAAAAGACCUGAACAUACUAAAUCAGAAGCUGAAGGAUAGUUAUUGGUCAGCAUUAAAGAUGAAUUGGAAAGUCUGGACGCCAUUUCAGUACAUCAAUGUAAACUACGUUCCUGUGCAGUUCCGGGUGCUGUUCGCUAACUUGGUAGCGUUCUUCUGGUAUACAUACCUGGCUUCCACCAGAAAAUGACAUUCAUUUCGCUUCCACACUUUAUAUAGAACUUUUGAGAAAAUAAAGUGUCAGCAACUGAUCAUACGAAGCUUCCCACCAUCACAGAAAUUAAACAGUUUCUAAACAGUAUAUUUUAAUAAUUGUACUUAAUUGGGUCAGUAACAUUUUACGUUGUAAUAAUGACUAACACAGAUGUUGAAAUAUUGAAUAACAAUAACAGUCUAUCUGUACAGGGGCUUUUCAAACUCCUGUGAGAACUUCACUGAUUAAAAAAAAAAAAAGCCAGGGUAUAUUAUUUUAUAGUCCGUAAUUAAGCAAAUGACCUACUGUUUAUUAUCUUUUAAUCAGUAAUUCAGCAAGUGACCUACUGGUAUAAAAAAAGGAAGGGUUGAGGGGUUGGCGGAAUAGUCAAAAAGCUACGUUUGCUUCAUGGUAGCUGUAGUCUCUAUGCAAACAAAGGUGGUUUGGAAAAUUUCUGACAUUAAAUCCAUUUUAAGACCUACCUACUUGGAUACUGGUAACCUUUUGUGUAUUAUGGUAUUACUAAGUCAUCACUACUUUGAAAUACCUUAAUUGUUUUAUGCGCACAUUCCUUUGUCAGUCUCUUUUUACCAAUCUGGACGCAAUAGAGCAGUGUUUUCUCCUCUCACUAUUUUUUGAGGGGGGGGGGGGGGGGCUUGGUAGAUCUAGCAAUGCUUCACAAUUGUAGGUAAAAGAUACAUAACCUGUGGGGUGCCUAUGCAUGGGCAUGUGCUUUUCUCUGCAGUUUAUCAGCUAUUUGCCAACUACUGGAUUCCUGUCCACUGAACUAUGACUGUUCAAAUGUUAAAACAAUAUUGCUUUUGUUAAUCAGUGUAGGAUUUAAAUAGGACCUUUGCACUCUGGACUAGUGUUCUAGUAUUUUUAAUAUAUUUUUGUUCUCUCUGGUGCUUUGCACCCUUUUUGCUUUUUCAUUAUGAAGUCAAUAUGACAUUGUUUUUCUUUGAAUAAAAGAUUCAAUGUUA
This is a messenger RNA of Pseudophryne corroboree (corroboree frog), 1716 nucleotides long. RefSeq names its product peroxisomal membrane protein 2 (gene PXMP2). The record is from RefSeq and is a predicted model, not a curated record. Bases 143 to 730 code for a protein of 195 amino acids. Lineage: Eukaryota; Metazoa; Chordata; Amphibia; Anura; Myobatrachidae. Gene Ontology annotation, cellular component: membrane; cytoplasm. The transcript is spliced from 5 exons.